AUGUCGUUCCUCGAAAAUGCGUACAGCUUGGUCAAGGACAAUGCCGUCGACGGCACCCCAACCGUGCAGGAGCUCAAGACGCAGCUCGAAAAGGGCACCGACGAGACCAAGAUCGAGACCAUGAAGCGCAUUCUUACCAUCAUGCUCAAUGGCGAUCCCAUGCCCCAACUGCUCAUGCACAUUAUCCGAUUCGUAAUGCCUUCUAAAUCCAAGCCCCUGAAGAAGCUUCUAUACUUCUAUUAUGAGAUCUGCCCCAAGCUUGAUGCCCAAGGGAAGCUCAAGCAGGAGUUCAUCCUAGUAUGUAACGGCAUCCGAAACGACUUGCAACACCCGAACGAGUACAUUCGAGGCAACACGCUGCGCUUCCUGUGCAAGCUGCGGGAGGCCGAACUUCUCGAGCCUUUGCUCUCCUCAGCCCGGGGCUGUCUCGAACAUCGCCAUGCCUAUGUCCGAAAGAACGCCGUCUUUGCUGUCGCUUCCAUUUACCAGCACUCCCCGUCGCUUAUUCCCGAUGCUGCGGACUUGAUCUCCACGUUCCUCGAAGGCGAAAGCGACCCAACUUGCAAGCGGAAUGGCUUCGCCGCCCUUGCCAGCAUCGACCACGACAAGGCUCUUCUCUAUCUCAGCACCGUCUUUGACGGUAUUCCCAACGCAGAUGAGCUUUUGCAGUUGGCCGAGUUGGAGUUCAUCAGGAAAGAUGCUGUUGUCAACACCCAGAACAAGGCGCGCUACCUCCGUCUUAUUUUUGACCUUUUGGAAGCUAGUGCCUCGACCGUUAUCUACGAAGCGGCCUCGUCGUUGACGGCUCUCACCAACAACCCUGUCGCUGUCAAGGCUGCUGCCAGCAAGUUCAUUGAGCUUGCGAUCAAGGAGGCGGAUAACAAUGUCAAGCUUAUCGUUCUGGACCGUGUCGAUCAACUCCGCCAAAAGAACCCCGGCGUCCUGGACAACCUGACCAUGGAGGUGUUGCGCGUUCUCUCUAGCACGGAUAUCGAUGUGCGGAGGAAGGGUCUCGAGAUUGCUUUGGAGAUGGUCUCCAGCAAGAACGUGGAGGAAGUCGUGCUUUUGCUCAAGAAGGAGCUGUCCAAGACGGUUGACCAGGAGUACGAGAAGAACAACGAGUACCGCCAGCUUCUUAUCCACUCCAUCCAUCAAUGCGCUAUCAAGUUCUCCGAAGUCGCCGCUAGCGUCGUCGGCUUGCUCAUGGACUUUAUUGCCGAUUUUAACAACAACUCCGCCGUUGAUGUUAUUAACUUUGUCAAGGAGGUCGUCGAGAAGUUCCCUCAGCUCAGGCCAGCAAUCAUUGCGAGACUGGUAGAUACCCUGAGUGAAGUCCGCGCUGGUAAGAUCUACCGCGGUAUUCUCUGGAUUAUCGGCGAGUACUCGCUUGAGGAGAAGGAUAUCAGGGACGCAUGGAAGAGAAUUCGGGCAAGCCUGGGUGAGAUCCCGAUCUUGGCAUCCGAGCAACGGUUGCUGGAUAAUGUUGAUGGUGGUGCCGAGGAGAAGGAGAAGGAGCAGGUCAAUGGCUCAAGGGCAGCGCCGACUGGCUCACGCAAGGUCCUUGCUGAUGGCACAUACGCUACCGAGACUGCCCUUACCAGCCAGUCUACAGCUGCUGCACGCCUGGAGGCUGUCAAGGCUUCGUCGAAGCCCCCUCUCAGGCAACUUAUCCUUGACGGCGAUUACUACCUUGCCACUGUUCUCGCCUCGACCCUUACCAAGCUUGUCAUGCGUCAUGCCGAGAUCUCCUCGGAAGAGGCUCGCACGAACGCCCUCCGCGCUGAGGCUAUGCUCAUCAUGAUCUCCGUCAUUCGUGUUGGUCAGUCGCAGUUCGUCAAGGCCCCUAUUGAUGAAGAUUCGGUGGAUCGUAUCAUGAGCUGUGUGCGCUCCCUUGCCGAGUUCACCGCGCACAAGGAGUUGGAGACCGUUUAUCUCGAGGAUACCAGGAAGGCGUUCAGGGCGAUGGUCCAGGUUGAGGAGAAGAAGCGCGCAGCAAAAGAGGCCCACCAAAAGGCAAAGACGGCCACUCAGGUGGACGAUGUUUAUCAAAUCCGCCAGCUAUCCAAGAAGAAUGCCACUGAUGGGGCUGAUGCUUUCGAUGCCGAUCUCGAGCGUGCCACUGGUGGAGACAACAGCUCGGCUGAGGACCUAUCUGGCAAGCUUAGCCGCGUUGUCCAACUUACCGGUUUCUCCGACCCUGUUUAUGCUGAGGCCUAUGUCAAGGUCCACCAGUUCGACAUUGUACUAGACGUACUACUUGUCAACCAAACAACUGAGACCCUCCAGAACCUUACCGUCGAGUUCGCGACUCUCGGUGACCUCAAGGUUGUGGAGAAGCCGACAAGCCAGAAUCUGGGACCCCACGACUUCCACAACGUUCAGUGCACCAUCAAGGUCUCCUCCACAGAUACUGGUGUCAUCUUUGGCAACGUUGUGUAUGAGGGUGCUCACUCCACUGAUACCCACGUGGUCAUCCUGAACGACUUGCACGUCGACAUCAUGGAUUACAUCCAACCGGCCACUUGCACUGAGACCCAGUUCCGCACCAUGUGGACCGAGUUUGAGUGGGAGAACAAGGUCAACAUCAACAGCAAGGCGAAGAGCCUACGUGAGUUCCUGGACCUGCUUAUGGCGUCCACAAAUAUGAACUGCUUGACACCAGAGGCCAGUCUUAAGGGUGAUUGCCAGUUCUUGAGCGCCAACCUUUACGCAAGAAGCGUUUUCGGCGAGGACGCUCUAGCAAACCUGAGCAUCGAAAAGGAAGGCGAAGACGGACCCAUUACUGGUUUCUUGAGGAUACGCAGCAGAUCGCAAGGGUUGGCCCUCAGUCUUGGCUCCCUCAAGGCAUUGAACAAGAUUGGUUCUGCCGCUUGAACAGAUUUUCUCUCGGGCUAGAUGAGAUGAAAAUGAUGAUAUAUGGGGUGAUUGGGAGGGUUGUAUAGCGAUUAAUUCAUCACUUGAUAUUCUUUUCACC
Molecule: messenger RNA, 2974 nt
Organism: Neurospora tetrasperma FGSC 2508
Lineage: Eukaryota; Fungi; Ascomycota; Sordariomycetes; Sordariales; Sordariaceae
Exons: 3
Coding region: 1-2874 (957 amino acids)
Biological process (GO): intra-Golgi vesicle-mediated transport; intracellular protein transport; endoplasmic reticulum to Golgi vesicle-mediated transport
Cellular component (GO): COPI vesicle coat; cytoplasm
Molecular function (GO): structural molecule activity
Source: RefSeq, a predicted model, not a curated record